AUGCGUGAAGUCAUCUCGAUCCACGUCGGACAAGCCGGAGUUCAAAUCGGUAACGCCUGUUGGGAGCUGUACUGCCUCGAGCAUGGAAUUCAGCCCGAUGGAAAGAUGCCCUCUGAUCAGAAGUCAGACGACUCGUUUACCACAUUCUUCAGCGAGACCGGCAACGGACGUUACGUUCCUCGAGCAAUCAUGGUCGACUUGGAGCCAACUGUUGUCGACGAGAUUCGCUCUGGAACCUACAAGCAACUCUUCCACCCUGAGCAAAUGAUCACCGGCAAAGAGGAUGCUGCCAACAAUUAUGCUCGAGGACACUACACCAUUGGAAAAGAGAUCAUCGACCUCGUUAUGGAUCGCGUUCGCCGACUUGCCGACAACUGCACCGGGCUUCAAGGAUUCCUUAUCUUCCACUCAUUCGGAGGAGGUACUGGCUCGGGCUUCACUUCGUUGUUGAUGGAGCGCCUGUCCGUCGACUACGGCAAGAAGAGCAAAUUGGAGUUUUCUAUCUACCCGGCUCCCCAAGUGUCCACAGCCGUCGUCGAGCCCUACAAUUCGAUCCUCACCACCCACACCACAUUGGAACACUCGGACUGCGCCUUCAUGGUCGACAACGAAGCCAUCUACGACAUCUGUCGACGCAACUUGGAUGUUGAGCGCCCUAGCUACACCAACUUGAAUCGCAUUAUCUCACAGGUGGUCUCGUCCAUCACUGCUUCUCUCCGUUUUGAUGGUGCUCUCAACGUCGACCUUACCGAGUUCCAGACCAACUUGGUACCAUACCCUCGGAUUCAUUUCCCGUUGGCAACCUAUUCACCACUCAUCUCUGCUGAGAAGGCUUAUCAUGAAUCUCUCUCCGUGCAAGACAUCACAAAUAUGUGCUUCGAACCGGCCAAUCAAAUGGUGAAAUGCGAUCCUCGUCACGGAAAAUACAUGGCCGUCUGUUUGCUCUACAGAGGAGAUGUUGUGCCAAAAGACGUUAACGCCUCAAUCGCUUCGAUCAAGACCAAGAGGACGAUCCAAUUUGUCGACUGGUGCCCAACUGGAUUCAAGGUCGGCAUCAACUACCAGCCACCAACCGUCGUUCCUGGAGGUGACAUCGCAAAGGUGCCGCGAGCCGUGUGCAUGCUCUCCAAUACGACUGCCAUCGCUGAAGCUUGGGCCCGUUUGGAUCACAAAUUCGACUUGAUGUACGCUAAACGUGCCUUCGUUCAUUGGUAUGUCGGUGAGGGUAUGGAGGAAGGCGAGUUCAGCGAGGCUCGAGAAGAUUUGGCUGCUCUCGAGAAGGACUACGAAGAAGUGGCUGUCGAUUCAAAUGAGGGCGGUGAAGGACAAGACGAGUAC
Mesorhabditis belari is the source of this 1338-nucleotide messenger RNA. Lineage: Eukaryota; Metazoa; Nematoda; Chromadorea; Rhabditida; Rhabditidae. The record is from the annotation of a GenBank genome assembly.